UUGACCAGCAGCUCCCUCCCUCUCCCCUCUCUGUUGCUUCCCUGGCCUCCCCUUGCCUCACCUUCCUCUCCACCUUCCUCCUCCCCUCCCCACCCCACCGCGCCAACCUACCGGGCCUUGCUGCCUGCCUAUAUACCUCGCCCGCGCGCCCCCACACGCGCACACAUAUGCUUAGCUCCCAGCCCCAGACCCCGGCCACCCAUGGGCGCCUGCAUCUCCUCCUCCCCCGCUUCCGCCGACGACGCCGGCGAGCGCUGGUCGUCCAAGGAGGAGAAGAGGAAGAAGCGCCGCGGCGGCGCGUCUCCGGAAGGCGGGAGCAAGGGGCCGGUGGUGCCGGUGGAGUUCGGCUACGAGAGGGACUUCGAGGCGCGGUACGAGGUCGGGCGGCUGCUCGGCCACGGCCAGUUCGGGUACACCUUCGCCGCCACGGACCGCGGCUCCGGGGACCGCGUCGCCGUCAAGCGCAUCGACAAGGCCAAGAUGAAACGUCAUGUUGCCGUGGAGGAUGUGAAAAGAGAAGUGAAGAUUCUUAAAGAACUCAAAGGACAUGAGAAUAUUGUUCACUUCUACAGUGCAUUUGAGGAUGAUUCAUACGUGUAUAUUGUGAUGGAACUAUGUGAGGGUGGUGAACUAUUAGACCGGAUUUUGGCAAAAAAAAAUAGCCGUUAUAGUGAGAAAGAUGCUGCGGUGGUAGUUCGCCAAAUGCUCAAGGUGGCUGCUGGGUGUCAUCUUCGUGGGUUAGUUCAUCGAGAUAUGAAGCCUGAGAACUUCCUUUUCAAAUCAAAUAAGGAGGAUUCGCCGCUAAAGGUAACAGAUUUUGGUUUGUCUGACUUCAUAAAGCCAGGGAAGAAGUUCCAUGAUAUUGUCGGCAGUGCCUAUUAUGUUGCACCAGAAGUAUUGAAACGGCGGUCUGGCCCUGAAUCAGAUGUUUGGAGCAUAGGAGUUAUAACCUACAUUUUGCUCUGUGGGAGGCGACCUUUUUGGGACAAGACAGAAGACGGUAUAUUCAAGGAGGUUCUAAGGAACAAGCCUGAUUUUCGUAAGAGGCCUUGGUCGAGCAUCAGUCCAGGCGCUAAAGAUUUUGUUAAGAGGUUACUAGUGAAGAACCCAAGGGCAAGACUAACAGCUGCUCAAGCUCUCUCACAUCCAUGGGUUAGAGAAGGAGGAGAAGCAUCCGAGAUCCCUGUUGACAUAUCUGUGUUAUCCAACAUGCGUCAGUUUGUCAAGUACAGCCGUUUUAAGCAAUUUGCACUUAGGGCUUUAGCGAGUACGCUCAAUGAGGAAGAGCUAGCGGAUCUGAAGGAUCAGUUUGAUGCAAUUGAUGUUGAUAAAAGUGGAUCAAUAAGUAUCGAGGAAAUGCGACAUGCCCUUGCAAAGGAUCUUCCUUGGAGAUUGAAGGGCCCCCGUGUGCUUGAGAUUAUUCAAGCAAUCGACAGCAACACUGAUGGUCUCGUGGACUUCAAAGAGUUCGUUGCAGCAACUCUCCAUAUACAUCAGAUGGCCGAGCUUGAUUCUGAAAGGUGGGGCCUACGCUGCCAAGCUGCUUUCAGCAAAUUUGAUCUGGAUGGUGAUGGAUACAUUACUCCAGAGGAGCUUAGAAUGAUGCAGCACACUGGCUUAAAGGGGUCUAUUGAGCCACUGCUGGAGGAGGCCGACAUCGAUAAAGAUGGGAGAAUAAGCCUGUCUGAAUUCCGCAAGCUCCUGCGGACCGCGAGCAUGAGCAACAUUCCCAGCCCAAGGGGGGUUCCAAAUCCUCAAGCUUUGUGAAUUGUGGCGCAGCAAAAUUAGGGAGGAGCAAAUAGGAAGAUACCGUACAGUAGUCAUGCGAUUCUUCUUCUUUUGUUUCUUAGCGUGCCAUGUGAUGUUGAUGUUUCUGAUUUUAGCAUCCAGGUUAUGUGUUGUGAGCAGCAAGGAGAUAGGUUUCGAGGUAAAUAUUUAGUAUUUAUAGAGAAGUAUGAGAGGUCGAGGUCAAAAUGGUAAAGAAGACUUCCCAUUCUCUUUCAUGUACAGUCUUAUAUGUAUGAUUUGAUUAUACUAUUGAUCGCAAUAAAAUUGUCUGAAGGAGUGAGGAGUGCUA
This is a messenger RNA of Phragmites australis (common reed), 2077 nucleotides long. Its product is annotated as calcium-dependent protein kinase 4-like. The transcript has 12 exons. Gene Ontology annotation, cellular component: nucleus; cytoplasm. NCBI's taxonomy places the organism in Eukaryota, Viridiplantae, Streptophyta, Magnoliopsida, Poales, Poaceae. Gene Ontology annotation, biological process: intracellular signal transduction; protein autophosphorylation; peptidyl-serine phosphorylation. The record is from RefSeq and is a predicted model, not a curated record. Gene Ontology annotation, molecular function: calcium ion binding; calcium-dependent protein serine/threonine kinase activity; ATP binding. The coding region runs from base 202 to 1767 and encodes 521 amino acids.